Molecule: messenger RNA, 4123 nt
Organism: Sciurus carolinensis (gray squirrel)
Lineage: Eukaryota; Metazoa; Chordata; Mammalia; Rodentia; Sciuridae
Gene: Bicdl1
Product: BICD family like cargo adaptor 1
Exons: 11
Coding region: 868-2745 (625 amino acids)
Biological process (GO): vesicle transport along microtubule; Golgi to secretory granule transport
Source: RefSeq, a predicted model, not a curated record
GAAGUGGGGCCGCGGUCGGGGGCGUGGCCGUGCCCGAGGCCGUUAGGGGUUGGGUGUGCCUCCACCCCCCAGGCGGCGCGCGCAGCGGGCCACGCGGGGGGAGGCAGCGCAGGGGUUACGGCGGCCGGCGCCACCUGGGCGCCGCUGAGGAGACCCGCGAGCUGGCGAAUCCCGCGCGGGCGCGGCGAACAGGUGCCCGCGCGCGUCAGGCGCCGGCAAGGGGCGGGGAGAGGGGCGCGGCCGGAAACCCGGGGCGGGGUGCGGCCGGCCCGGUGAGCUAGAGGAGCCGGGAGGGCAGGAAGGAGCUCCCCGGGCUGCGCGGCGCGCGAUGUGGAGCCGCCGCCUCGGCCCCUGCAGCAGCAGCCGCCGUCGUCGCCGCUGCUGCCGCCGAGCCGAGGGACAUGGAGCGCGGCUGCACAGAACGGCCGCCGGCAGCAGCAGCGACAUCGAGCGUCGCAGCGACAGCGGAGCGCAGCCCGCCCCGUGAGACGCUGCCCGGCCGGCGGCGGCAGCAGCAACAGGGCGGCUGAAAACCCGGCGGCGGCGGCAGCGGCGGCGGCGGCGUUCCUCCUCGCAACCUACCCUCCCGCUUCGGUCCCUCAACCUUCCCUUCCUUGGCCUUCCCGUUCCCACCCCCCACUCCUCGUUUUCCCCCGGCGCGAGCGAGCAGCUGAGCCCGGGGGCGGGGGCGCGUGCCGCCGGCGCGGGGGAGGGGCGGGCCGGCGCGCGCCGCGCCCAGGGCUCGCGGGGACCCGGGGGGCGCGUGCCGCGGCGCGGGGCGCGGGGCGGCGCGGCGGGGCCCCUCCCCCCUGCAGCCUGGCGCGCGCCGGCCGGGCCGCACCGCUGCGGGCUCCGCGCGCGCGGGCCAUGUCCGCCUUCUGCCUGGGCUUGGCCGGCCGCGCUUCAGCACCCGCCGAGCCGGACAGCGCCUGCUGCAUGGAGCUGCCGGCCGGGGACGCAGUCCGGAGUCCCGCCGCCGCCGCCGCCGCCCUCGUCUCCUUCCCCGGGGGCCCUGGGGAACUGGAACUGGCUUUAGAGGAGGAGCUGGCGCUGCUGGCGGCCGGGGAGCGGCCCGCCGACCCCGGGGAGCAUCCUCAGGCCGAGCCCGGGCCGCCGGCCGAGGGGGUCGGACCACAGCCGCCGCUUGCCCAGGACCCCGAGCUGCUGUCGGUGAUACGGCAGAAGGAGAAGGAUCUGGUGUUGGCGGCUCGUCUGGGCAAGGCGCUGCUCGAGAGAAACCAGGACAUGAGCCGGCAGUACGAGCAGAUGCACAAGGAGUUGACGGACAAGCUGGAGCACUUAGAACAAGAGAAACAUGAACUGAGAAGACGAUUUGAGAACCGAGAAGGGGAGUGGGAAGGGCGAGUGUCAGAGUUGGAGAGUGAUGUGAAACAGCUACAGGAUGAGUUGGAGAGGCAACAAGUUCAUCUUCGGGAAGCAGAUCGAGAAAAAACACGGGCUGUCCAGGAGCUAUCAGAGCAGAACCAAAGGUUAUUGGAUCAACUCAGCAGGGCAUCGGAAGUUGAGAGGCAACUCUCCAUGCAGGUCCACGCCCUCAGAGAAGACUUUCGGGAGAAAAACUCGUCAACCAACCAGCACAUCAUCCGGCUGGAGAGCCUGCAGGCCGAGCAGGUUCUUGAAAUCAAGAUGCUGUCAGAUCGGAAACGGGAGCUGGAACAUCGUCUCAGCGCGACCUUAGAGGAAAAUGACCUGCUACAAGGGACUGUGGAGGAACUACAGGACCGGGUGCUGAUCCUGGAGAGGCAGGGCCAUGACAAAGACCUGCAGCUGCACCAGAGCCAACUGGAGCUGCAGGAGGUGCGGCUCUCCUGCCGACAGCUGCAGGUGAAGGUGGAGGAGCUCACUGAGGAGAGGAGUCUGCAGAGCUCCGCAGCCACCAGCGCAUCCCUCCUGUCAGAGAUAGAGCAGAGCAUGGAGGCCGAGGAGUUGGAGCAGGAGAGAGAGCAGCUGCGACUGCAGCUCUGGGAGGCCUACUGCCAGGUUCGCUAUCUGUGCUCACACCUGCGAGGAAACGACAGUGCCGACUCAGCUGUGUCCACGGACUCCUCCAUGGAUGAGUCUUCAGAAACCUCGUCCGCCAAGGACGUGCCAGCCGGCAGCUUACGCACUGCCCUCAACGAACUCAAGAGGCUGAUACAGAGCAUCGUGGACGGCAUGGAGCCCACGAGCUCCCGGAGAAUUGAAGAUGACUCUUUAGAAGAACAGAUAAGGCAGACCAGUGAGGACUCGAGAGCCCUGAGGGAGCUCAUGGAGGGAGAGAGGGGUAAACUGAGGCAGAGCCUAGAAGAGCUGCAGCAACUCCACAGUCAGGUGACACUGCUGAGUGUGGAGAUGACUGCACUGAAAGAGGAGAGGGACCGACUCAGAGUGACAUCUGAGGACAAGGAACCAAAGGAGCAGCUUCAGAAGGCCAUCAGGGACCGGGAUGAGGCUAUUGCAAAGAAGAAUGCCGUGGAGCUAGAACUUGCCAAGUGCAAGAUGGACAUGAUGUCUCUGAACAGCCAGCUGCUGGAUGCCAUUCAGCAGAAACUGAACCUCUCCCAGCAGCUUGAGGCUUGGCAGGAUGACAUGCACAGGGUCAUUGACCGGCAGCUGAUGGACACGCACCUGAAGGAACGGAGCCAGCCUGCUGCUGCCUUCUCCAGGGGCCACGGUGCAGGCCGAGGCGAUGAGCCCAGCACCACUGAAGGCAAAGGGCUCUUCUCAUUCUUCAGGAAAAUUUAAGUUGGGAGGAGUCAGCCACCAAGGGUGGGCAGACUGGAGACAGCUAAAAGGCGGUGUGAGCAAGGGCCUCCCUCCCCUGGGGCCUGGCUGGGCAGCCGCCCUGCCCACCCACACUGGGGCCCAGUAGGUCCCAGAGAUCCCACUCCCUUUUGUCAGUGUGGACAGACCAAGAGGCAGGGGCCUUCUUGGCCUCUGAAAGCUGCUCUAGACCAAGGGAUGGGCAGGAACCAGUCCCCACAGUGGGGCCAGGGCCAAGCCCAAGCCUGGGCUUCCCAGGAUCCCAUUAUCGAGCAGGGCUCAGGCAUCUCCCAGUGCAGCCCGUUGGUUGGGCUCUGCUGCUCAGACCCACCUGCUCACAGCUCACCUGGCAGGCACUGCUGCCUCCUCAGUUUUAGAUGAUGGGCAGCAGAAGAGACGGAGGCCCUUGUCCGCAUGCCUUGGAAGGCGUGCGCCUCAGGGGUCUGCUGAGUCCUGCAGGGCAGCAGGCCCAGGCCUGUGCCUCCAUUCCUGCCACUGGCCCAGAGUAAGGGGAGGUGCGGCCCCUUACCCAUGUGCAUGCACCUCUGCUGGGGCCCCUCCACAGGCAGGAGGCCCAGCCUGUGGCCAAGGAGUCCACGAGCUGGGGUGUACCCAAGCUCGACUGAGGCCAUUUGAAGCCCCAGGGAGGAAGGGAGGGCUCUGUCCCCUGGCCACCACCAACACUCUUCCAAGGCCUUCUCCAGAGUAUCUGUCCUUUACCCUUAGCAAGGCCUGGGCCAGACAGCUUUGUUGCUGGUUGGCGACAGGUGUUAGGGUCCAGUCCUCUCUUCUUUGUGGAAGGCCCAGGGCUGAGAGAGGGUUCAUCUUUCUUCCAUGGCCCCCUCGCCCCUCAGAUAGAAUUUCUUGGCCCAGUUGAGCAAGUCUAGGCCACAGAAUGUCCUCAGAGGGGUAUGGCCAGCCACCCCCUCCUCCAAGGCAGCACUUACACCAUGGGUGUAUAAAGGGAGGCUGCGGGGAGCCUCCGUAUACUGCCCACCAGGCCUGCAGAGGGCCAAGGCCUGAACCUGCUGCUUCUGCGCCUUCCACAGCAGCCACCCACUGUCUCUGUUGAGGCCCUAACUCAGAGGCUCUCCAGGCCCAGCCUGCCCUCAGCUGCUUACCACUGAUUCAGUCUCCCUCCCUCCCAGGGGAAAAGCACAGCAGGGAUGAGCGGAAAGAAUGUACCUAUAGAUAUGUACAUACCACAGUGCUGUAAUUUUGUAUGUAGCAAUCAUGUAAAUACAUGUAUGGAUUUUAUAAUAUACAUAUAUAUAUAAAUCUAUAAAGGCAUAUUUUUAGAAAAACUGCACCACUGCUUCUUUUGAAAAUAGUCUGAAUAAGAAUAAAAUGAGUUUCUACA